CAGCGCACAAAGCACCUCCUCAAAGUCUGAGCGCUGAGCUCGGCUCAUCGCACUCGCUGCAACACGUCUUGUCAACCUUGCAGUUUACGCGUGACCCAGGGAGACAGUGACAGGCUAGUGAAAGAGGUCGGAGUAGCUGGAUGUAAAGGCAAAAUAAUCGAAAUUCAAAAUUGUACAGAUCAGUGGAUUUUAAGGCAAUCCAAUAAGAGUGCACGUUGAAGUGAAAUUGAUGUUCCAAUCGGGAACUCUUCCCUCAACAGUCUACAUGAGGGGCCGUCAAUGAUUCGGGUAUUGAACAAACAUGUUGCGAAGUUCAAUAUCCUUAUUUUAAGUAUUAGGUUAGAGCACUCAGCGCAAUUACGCACGGCAUCAACAUGGUUUCAUUUUUGGAUAGAUGUACCCCUGCUUUGUUCCUCGUAUGGAGCUACUGCGUCCUGGCGGACACAGUAUUUUCUAACUUUUCCCUGGACAAUGAGGUUCACUCGAGUUUCAUCCACCGGCGGCUGAAAAGCCAGGAGCGCAGGGAGAUGCAGCGAGAAAUCCUCUCGAUACUCGGGCUCCCACACCGGCCGCGACCGCAUCUCCACGGGAAGCACAACGCGGCCCCAAUGUUCAUGAUGGACCUGUACAAUGCCAUGUCCACUGAGGGGGAAGAGGACGCGUACUCCUAUCCAUACAAACCCGUCUUCACCACCCAGGGGCCGCCGAUAGCAACUCUACAGGACAACAACUUGCUAAACGACGCAGACAUGGUUAUGAGCUUUGUCAAUUUAGUGGAGCACGAUAAGGAGUUUCUCUCGGUCCGGCGGCACCACAGAGAGUUUCGUUUUGACCUAUCACGUAUCCCCGAUGGGGAAGCGGUCACCGCUGCAGAGUUCCGCAUCUAUAAGGACUUCAUUCACGAGCGCUUUGAGAAUGAGACCUUCCGCAUCAGUGUCUACCAGGUGCUGAAGGAACACAACGACAGGGAGUCAGACCUGUUUCUGUUGGACUCGCGGGUCAUCUGGGCGGCUGAGGAGGGCUGGCUGGUGAUUGAUGUGACAUUGACCAGUAAUCACUGGGUUCUGAAUCCUGGACGCAACCUGGGCCUGCAGCUGGCUCUGGAGAGCACUGCCGGUGAGAGUGUGAACCCACGGAUGGCAGGGCUGAUCGGCCUCAGUGGUCCUCAGAAUAAACAGCCCUUCAUGGUGGCCUUCUUCAAAGCCACAGAGGUGCACCUGCGCAGCAUCCGCUCAGCACCAGGGGGCACCAAACAACGCAACCCCAACCGCUCCAAAGGGGCCAACAAGGGCCAGGAGGCACUCCGAGUGACAAACAUCGCAGAGAACAGCAGUGCUGAUCAGAAGCAGGCAUGCAAGAAACACGAGCUCUAUGUCAGCUUCAGAGAUCUGGGGUGGCAGGACUGGAUCAUAGCUCCAGAGGGCUAUGCAGCUUAUUACUGUGAGGGAGAGUGUGCCUUCCCUCUCAACUCCUACAUGAAUGCCACUAACCACGCCAUCGUGCAGACACUAAUGGAGGAGCCGGUCAAGAAAAUGCGUUUGAGAGAGUGGCUGAUAGCGCAGAUAGACAGCGGAAAGUUUGCAGGACUCACCUGGGAGAACGAAGACAAAACGAUGUUCAGGAUCCCAUGGAAGCACGCGGCAAAACAGGACUAUAGUCUGAACGAAGAUGCAGCACUAUUCAAGGCUUGGGCAGUGUAUAAGGGGAAGUAUCGGGAGGGGAGGGACAAGGCAGAUCCCACCACCUGGAAGACUCGUCUCCGCUGUGCCUUCAACAAGAGCACAGACUUCAAAGAAGUCCCAGAGCGCAGCCAGUUAGAUGUAUCCGAGCCCUACAAGGUCUACCACAUCCAGGCAGAGCCAGAGACAGGCAGAGACUCAGAAUCUCCUCAGCCUGAGAGUCAGGUGAUCAUGCAGACCAGCCACUCCAGUGUUCCACUGAGGAACAUUGUCACACACCAUCCACAGUUUGGCUGCAAUAGUGAAUCAGAGGCCAGGGAUGGAAGAGUCAACUACAGAGAGGGCUUGGCAGGGGACCAUGUGUACUACUGGUCCAACACAGGGACUCCUCAGAGGGACGGCUCUGCUCCUCUCUCCCUAGUCGUCCCUAUACCACAGAUCUCUGACUUGCGUGUGCGGGUGUGUCUGUUCUACCAGGGCCGGCUAGUAGUGGAUGUGACCACCAGCACCCCAGACGGCUGUUUCCUCCUGCAGGGUCAGGUGCCCCUGGGGAACGAGAGGAUCUAUGGACCAUGCACAGCCCAACAGGUCCCCUUCCCCCCUCCAGGGGUCAUCCCUCUGCCCCCGGGCAUCGCUGAGGCCAUGGGCCGCCUGCUGCCCCACCUGGAGAGGGGCGUCCUGGUGUGGGUUGCUCCAGACGGGGUGUUUAUCAAGAGGUUCUGCCAGGGCAGGGUGUACUGGAGUGGCCCUCUGGCCCAACACACAGACAGGCCCAACAAACUGGACAGGGAGAGGACCUGUAAGCUGCUGGACACACCUAUAUUUCUGAAGGAGCUCCAGGACUAUAUCCAGGGGGCGGGACCCAAACCUCGCUAUGAGAUUGACCUCUGCUUUGGGGAGGAGUUUCCUGACGCCAGCCAACUGAAAACCAGGAAACUGAUCAUUGCACAGGUGGUGCCCCUGUUUGCUGUCAACCUACUGCAUAGGUGUCUGAGGAUGGGGACAGAGGGGAGACCACGCCUUCACACACACAACACCAUGGGGGAAGAGGGAGAGGGUCAGCCACACCCCCUGCCCCAGCGGUAAGGAGCCCAGGACACCCCUCUGAGUAACCCCUGGGGAACAUCACCAGUCCCCCCUGGUGGCCCCUCCUGUCCCAGCUUAGCCAGCCAGGAUGAGGGGUGAGUGGAGACUCAAGACACGGUCAGUGUAGGCUUAGUGUAUGCCCUGUGGAAAGCAACAUAUACCUCAACCUUAAGAGCGCAGAGAACAAUAUGAUACGACACAGAUAGGAGCAAGUACGCUUGGAACAGAUAUUUCUCACAUGGUUUUCUUAAAGCAAUAAUCUGCGGUUGCUACAUCCAUAAAAAAAAACUAGAAAAAAGUAGGAUAUGUACCCAAUGAUUUUUGAAGAAUAUAACUUAUAAAUGUCUCAUGAGAUUAUAAAUGUAACCAAUUGAGAUUGGUUACAUUCCUCCAGCCCUGUAAUCUACAGAGAAAGUCAUCAUUUUGCCAGUAUAUGUUUGACAUCUUUUGUUAUUAUGUUUUUUCAAUGCGUUGUUUAAGCUUUUCUUUUACAGUAUCUUGUACAAUGUGAAAAACUUCCAUUUACCUCAUAAUCAACUUGUGAUUGAAAUGUACAGUGUGUUUGGAAAGUAUUCAGACCCCUUUACUUUUUUGACAUUAUGUUACGUUAUAGCGUUAUUCAAAAAUGUAUAACAUAAUUUUUAUCCCUCAUCAAUCUACACACAAUACCCCAUAAUGACAGAAACACCUUAUUUACAUAAGUAUUCAGACCCUUUGCUAUGAGACUUGAAAUUGAGCUCAGGUGCAUCCUGUUUCCAUUGAUCAUCCUUGAGAUUUUUCUACAACUUUAUUGUAGAACUGUAGUCCAACUGUGGUAAAUUCAAUUGAUUGGACAUGAUUUGUAUAUACGAUCUCACAAUUGACAGUGCAUGCCAGAGCAAAAACCAAGCCAUGAGGUCAAAGGAAUUUAGAGCUCCAAGACAGGAUCGUGUUGAGGCACAGAUCUGGGGAAGAGUACCAAAAAAGUUCUGCAGCAUUGAAGGUCCCCAAGAACAAAGUGGCCUCCAUCAUUAUUAAAUGGAAGAAGUUUGGAACCACCAAGACUCUUCCUAGAGCUGGCCGAGCUGGCCAAAUUGAGCAAUUGGGGAAGAACCCAAUGGUCACUCUGACAGAGCUCCAGAGGUCCUCUGUGGAGAUGCGAGAACCUUCCUGAAGUACAACCAUCUCUGCCGCACUGCACCAAUCAGGCCCGACGGUACAGUGGCCCGACGGAAGCCACUCCUCAGUAAAAGGCACAUGACAGCCCGCUUGGAGUUUGCCAAAGGCACCUAAAGCACUCUCAGACCAUGAGAUUCAAGAUUCUCUAGUCUGAUGAAACCAAGAUUGAACUCUUUGGCCUGAAUUCCAAGCGUCAUGUCUGGAGAAAACCUGGCACCAUCCCUACAGUGAAGCAUGGUGGUGGCAGCAUCAUGCUGUGGAGAGGUUUUUCAGCGCAGGGCCUGGGAGACUAGUCAGGAUGAGGGAAAGAUGAACGGAGCAAAGUACAGAGAGAUCCCUUGAUGAAAACCUGCUCCAGAGCACUCAGGACCUCAGACUGGGGGCGAAGGUUCACCUUCCAACAGGAUAACGACCCUAAGCACACAGCCAAGACAAUGCAGGAGUGGCUUUAGGACAAGUCUCUGAAUGUCCUUGAGUGGCCCAGCCAGAGCCCGGACUUGAACCCGAUCGAAUAUCUCUGGAGAGACCUGAAAAUAGCUGUGAAGUACUGCGUGAAGGGUCUGAAUACUUAUGUAAAUGUGAUAUUUCAGUUUUUAUUGUAUAUAAAUAUGCCAAAACUUCUAAAAAACAGUUUUUGAUUUCUCAUGAUGGGAUAUUGUGUGUAGAUUGAUGAGAAAAAAAGAUUUAAUACAUUGUAUAAUAAGGCUGUAUCUUAACAAAAUGUGGAAAAAGUCAAGGGGUCUAAAUACUUUCCGAAUGCACUGUAUGUCAGCCAGUCUAGUAAACAUAUAAAUGGUUUCAUGUCCAUAAUGUGAUGUUUGAAUCUGUCACAGAUGUAUAGACCUGAUUAUAGAUCAAAUGAAUCAUUAAAAAUGAUUAAAAAUGAUUUAAAUAAUAAA
Salvelinus fontinalis (brook trout) is the source of this 4822-nucleotide messenger RNA. RefSeq names its product bone morphogenetic protein 7b (gene bmp7b). Gene Ontology annotation, biological process: regulation of transcription by RNA polymerase II; SMAD protein signal transduction; immune system process. Lineage: Eukaryota; Metazoa; Chordata; Actinopteri; Salmoniformes; Salmonidae. The coding region runs from base 375 to 2765 and encodes 796 amino acids. Gene Ontology annotation, cellular component: extracellular region; nucleus. Gene Ontology annotation, molecular function: RNA polymerase II cis-regulatory region sequence-specific DNA binding; DNA-binding transcription factor activity, RNA polymerase II-specific; cytokine activity. The record is from RefSeq and is a predicted model, not a curated record. The transcript has 14 exons.